AUGAACAUCCAAAGAUUGCCUCCUGAGCUGAUACCCAAUAUCAUCGAGCCACUUUCGGCCAACCCGAGGGACCUGCUGCCGGUGCUCACACUCAAUAAGGAGUUCUCCCAUGAAGCGUAUAAGCAGCUGUAUUCAUUCGUCGCCCUCAGGCCAUGGGAGCGACCCGACAAGCUGGUGGAGUUCUUCGACGCCAUAAAGCACAACAGCGAGCUAGCGCACCUUGUGAAAAAGCUAGAGAUACGAUCCUUUCCCCGUCAGCUCAGCCACAUCGAAAGAGUCCAUCUCUACGACACAUUGACGUCGUCACUCACCCAUUUCACCAAUCUAGAGAUCCUCAGCUGGACGCGAGCCAUGACGCUCAGCACGGAUAUCCUAUCAGUCGUUAGCACCUUACCUCGACUGUCAGAGCUGGAAAUCAAUUCCGGAAACGAUAUAAGAUACGAUGACAUCUUCAAACCCACUCCAGCCCGAUGGCGCACACUGCACACCCUGAAAGUUAUCCUGCCUGAUCGUAGCAUAGCGCGCGCUUUGCGGCCAUUUCUCCAGCAGCGUGGCCAGCAGCUGCGAUCGCUGAUGAUAUUGGCCAAAGAGAGCGGCGUGAUUGACGAUAAAUACCUCAACAGCAUUGCGGGAAGCUUGACAAACCUCCAUCAGCUCAGUCUUGGUGGAUUGAAGCGCGUGACGGAUAGAUCUAUCGUGAAUAUCCUCGUGCGGAACCCACACAUUACCUCACUGGCAUUAGAAUCGCUCAGCUUGACUAGCACUCACUGGGAAAUUAUUAUGCCUUACCUCACACAUCUCAGUGUGACAUAUAACUCUUCAGGCGUGCUGGAUAAACUAUUAGACGCUAUUAGACCGAGCAAGUCGUUCAAGAGCUUCACUAUAUACUCGUCAGGGAUGGACAGUCUGCCGUAUCUGCCCGCGGAGUUUCUCGAGCGUUUGGUCAAUAUGCAUUGCUAUACAUUGACGACACUUAGGAUACAUCACGUCUUGGUUACUCAGGAGAUGCUCACUAACGUAUCCAACAAGUGCCCUCAUCUCACCGAAUUGGUGGUGCAUCUCCCCAUUGUAGACACCGGCAUUCUGAUGAGCGAGUGUGCACCGAACUGGACCAGGCUUGAAAAGCUACAUCUGCUGGGUGACUCCAGCACUGGUAAGGAGAUACAGAUGGAGCACCUCCUACCCUUCGUGGAGAUAUGCCAAAACCUCACACAAGUGGGAUGGCGAUCGCGGGUUUGGAAAGUUCACAGACAUGGCCAGGAUACUUGUGACUCACGACACUCAAGGUUAUUCGAACAUGAGCUUGAGGAGGAGGAUGAAGCCUUCGGUGCAUGGAAGGAUGAACACUGA
This is a messenger RNA of Wallemia ichthyophaga EXF-994, 1350 nucleotides long. RefSeq lists its product as uncharacterized. The record is from RefSeq and is a predicted model, not a curated record. NCBI's taxonomy places the organism in Eukaryota, Fungi, Basidiomycota, Wallemiomycetes, Wallemiales, Wallemiaceae. The transcript is spliced from 3 exons. The coding region runs from base 1 to 1350 and encodes 449 amino acids.